CGUCUGGUGCCUGGACUCAUCCGAAGGUACAGUGAGCAAUGCCGUGUAUAUAAUUCAUUAUCAAAAAUGGCUGACUUGAAGGCGCUGGAACACGCAACAUUGAAGGUACCAUAUGAAACACUGAACAAGAAGUUUCGCAACUGCCAGAAGACAAUUGACAGAGAAGUCUCACAUGUGAUGCAGGUUCACAACGAAUUGGAGAAAUGCUUGGAGAAUACGUCGACUACCGUCGGAACAGUGGUUAACAUUCUAGACUCUAUGGUGGACAAGCUAAGUGCUCUCAAAAGAAAGGCUAACGAGUCUAUCACCCAAGAGGAGGACAGUGCCCGAGUGGUCAAGCGCCGUCUCGAGCAUCUCAAGGAGUAUGAGGGAUCUACAGGUGCAGCCCUGGCCUACUGGAAGAAGAAGCGAGUGGAUCGUAUGCUGGUGGAGUACUUCCUGAGAGCUGGCUACUACGACACAGCCGUCAAGUGUGCUAGGCAUUCUAAUAUAGAGGAACUAACAAAUAUAGAGCUAUUCCUAGUAGCCAAGGAAGUGGAGGAGUCGCUACUAAGACGAGAAACAUCAUCCUGCCUAAACUGGUGCCACGACAACAAAUCCAAACUUAGAAAAAUAAAGAGCACACUUGAAUUCAACCUACGAACCCAGGAGUUCAUUGAACUCAUCUUGCUCAACAAGCGCGUGGAGGCGGUACGCCACGCUCGCAAGUUCUUCGGCUCCUUGGAGGGGGAGCAGCUAGCCGAAGUCCAGAGGGUCAUGGGUCUUCUGGCGUUCCCAGCAGACACGGACGUCUCGCAUUAUAAGGAGCUACUAGACGGUCAUCGCUGGCAGCAGAUUGUGGACCAAUUCAGGGAGGAGAACUACAAGUUGUAUCAACUGAACAUUACCCCUGUCUUAACGGUCUCGCUAGAGGCGGGAUUGGCUGCAAUGAAAACACCGCACUGUUAUAGUGACAGCAACAAGAAUGCAGAUUGCCCAGUAUGCAGUAAGAACCUGAACGAGUUGGCCAGGAACCUUCCCUACGCACACUGUGCCCAGUCCAGGCUAGUCUGCACAAUUUCAGGCAAUAUAAUGAAUGAACACAAUCCACCUAUGAUGCUUCCAAAUGGAUACGUAUACGGAGAAUUAUCCCUCAAAAAUAUGGCUGCAGAAAAUAACGGGGUGGUAAUCUGCCCCAAGACGAAAGAGAAAUUCACCAUAGACCAAGUUGAGAAGGUCUUCAUCAUGUGAGGUGGCUGGGGCCAACCGUGUGCGGCAGCAGAAACAGCAGCUUCUAACGAUCAACCUCAGCAUGGACUGUUUUGGAUCACAGAGAAAUUCCUGGAAUAAACCUGUGUAUCUUCUUACAGGUGAUUAUUGGCCUGAAAAUUCACGAAUGAUAAAACUCUCAAAAUCGGCAAAACAAAACCCCACCGUCCUAUAGUGAGUAACUGCUUGUUAGGCGUUUUGGCAAAAUGAGACAGAACUGGGCAGAGGGAAAAAUGAGGGUUUGCAGGUUUUAAGAAAGAGAAUACAAUUAUCCUUACAAUACUGUUUGUUGCACUUUAAUCAGGCAUUCCAUUGACAAGUUAUGGCUGUUUGAAGUUUGCAUUUAUUGACAGAAAAGUAAAAACCUGAGAAAAAGGUUUUCAAAGUUUCAAGCUUAGUAGUUGUGGAACUGAAAGAUGCAAGUUGUUUUUCCUUAAAAACACUUUCAUUCCACAUUUUUUUAAGACUUUUUUUUCUAUCUUGAAACGUGUGGUAGACAUAUCAAAGAUAACAAAUAUCAAUAAAUCUGAAAAUCGAAGAAAAAAAAAACCCUCAUUUGGUUUUUCCUUUUUGCCCAGUAAGGCCUGUUCCCAAUUUCGUCUCAUUUUGCGAGAAGGCCUCACAUAUUUGAUGUGCAUGGUGGACACAAUAUGAGGGCGCUAUUUAGAGUUUGUAAACUACUCUCGUAUUUAUCCAAUUUACCUACUUUAAAUAGUGCCCUGGUAUCGUGUCUAUCGUAUCUCAAAAAGGCUAUAAAUUCCCAUGGCUUUUCAGCGCCCAAAAUUAGUCGUUACAAGUACGGUGAAAGCGAAAAUUAUUCAAAGUAAUCGUUUUAUUCGCUGAAAAUAUGUACUGCUCUGCAUAUGCUGUGCAUCGAUAUCAACCCUUUAGUUAUAGCAGAAAGUCCAUAUUAUAAAAUUCAGGGAACUGCCAAAAAGGUGUUGAGUGUAGCGAUCUACAGCAUGAAUAUACACGGUGAAUCUGCAGCCAGGCACAGUGAUCAUUGUAAGCGAAAUACUCCCGAGAGCCAAUGAAGGGUACAUGGUAUGCUCAUUAGUUUGGAGGGAAAAUAUUGCAGUAAAAUGUCCUGCUCAAGAACAAUAUUGUGCAAAUACGGGAUAUUGAGUAAACAAAAAUAUAACAUUGAAGAAAAAAAGAUAUUGCAAGCACUGGACAUCAGUGUUGCUUUCUUCAUGUGAAGCCAACAGAACGGAACUGAAGAUGUUUUGCAGGAUUUUUCAGAAUUCAGGAAAGUGGAGGUGGAGCCUAGCCACUUUUUUUGGGGGGGGAGUGGGUAGCCUUGAACAUAUUAAUAUAAAGAUUAUGCCAUUGGUUUUCUGCACAGUGGUGAUUUUAGGGGAUUAAGACGAGAAAAUUCAAAGGGAAUUUGGGUUAAUAAGUCCUUUUUUUUUUAAUCAGUACAAAUUCAUGGUUUAAGAUGUAAGAGGUGAGUGAAGAAUAACAGGCCAGUGUUUUGGAGGAAAUCAUUAAUAUGCACAUAAUUAUUAUUAACGCACAUAUUUAUCACUCUUAUUGACUCCGUGUGCGAACAGGAGAUGGCGCCCCAGUGGGGGGGACGCAACGCAUGCGCGUACCGGUUGCGCGUGUAUCGCACAAAGUGCGCACAACUAUGCACUACACAAUCUUGUAUGUAGUGCCUUCGCAUAGGCGACGUGCGUCGUCAGCAAUGUGUUCAAAUGUCCUUCCCAGUGGUCUCCCCCAACUCUCCCUUCCUAACUAUUGAGGGAGUACUUGUGCACAGAGGCAAUUACCAUAACCAAGCCACCUAGGUAUUUGGAUUAAAAAAUUACUGAUGGCCAAUAUUGCAUAUUAAGUUGCAGUCUUCUUAUUAACAAAGUCAUUCUGAAGUUGCAAAACUUCUGGGUUUUUUUAAUUGUUUGAAUUUUAUACUUGUGAUUAUUUCCAUAAUUUUGGCAAUAUUUCCCUGUUGGACCACUUUGCGUUGUUAACUUGUUGUGACAUUUUUUAUUGUAUCAUUUUGGAGUUUGUUAUAGAUAAUUCAUUGAUAAUCUAAGAGUUUUGUUCAAAGUGUCGUUUACUGAAAUAUUAAAAUGAAGCUCACCAAAAGAGAUCCGGAUAAACUCGAUAUUGUGCUAAGGUAUAGACCGAUCCGAGAACACCACCACUUCUAUCACGGAGGCCCCCUUUCAUGGCGAAAGCAUUGUGCUAGCUUUUGUUCAGAUAAUCAGUCAUGGAGACAUUGCUUUUUAUAACAUGCACGAUGGUUUCUCCAUUGAAGGGGGCCUUGUUAGUGUAAAGUGGUCACGUGCCCAGAUUGAUUCAUAUGAAAGGUACUAUUUUGUUGAACCUAAAAUAAACACCGCAAAAAAA
Molecule: messenger RNA, 3600 nt
Organism: Patiria miniata (bat star)
Lineage: Eukaryota; Metazoa; Echinodermata; Asteroidea; Valvatida; Asterinidae
Gene: maea
Product: E3 ubiquitin-protein transferase MAEA-like
Exons: 10
Coding region: 67-1230 (387 amino acids)
Biological process (GO): proteasome-mediated ubiquitin-dependent protein catabolic process
Cellular component (GO): GID complex; cytoplasm; nucleus
Molecular function (GO): ubiquitin protein ligase activity; protein binding
Source: RefSeq, a predicted model, not a curated record